CCCAGCCCAGCCCUCCUUGGUGCCGCCGCCGCCAGCCAGGUGCUGGUCUCCGACAGGCCGCUGGGAGGCCGCGGCGGAGCGGAACCUGGAGGCGGAGGAGGGAGGCGGCUCUUAUUUUGACACGGCGGCAGUGGCAGCGGCGGCGGCGGCGGCGCCUGCCUGGAGUGGCUGCUCGUCUGGAGCGGAGCGAGCGCUCCUCUUUCCCCCAAAUGAGCAGUCUGCGGCGGGCGGCGGGAGGCGGACGCGGCGGCGGCGGGCGCUGCCCGUUGGCACCGGCUUCAGUGGAGGGCGAGGCCGGCUCGGGCGCGGCGCGGAGGGGCGGCGCGAGAGCUUCAGGGUGCCCGCCGACGGCCCCCUCCAGGGCCAGGCCCGGCAAGUGAGAGCGAAAGAGGAGCAGCAGCAGCAGCAGCAGCAGCAGGAAGACGACGAGCAGCCAGUCGCCGCCGCCGCCGCCGCGCGUCCUGCCCGCGCCCCGAAGGCUUUAGCAGCAGCAGCAGCAGCAGCGCCGCCGCCGCCGCCCUCCUCCCGCCGCCGCGAGCAUGGGCCAGCCCCGCGGCGAUCUCCGCUCCUGAGCAGGUCUUUUGCCCCCCGCCUGGGAAGCCGCAGCAGGGACUUGGGGCCGCCUCCAGGGUCGCCUGCUGCUGGAAGCCUCCGCUAGUCCAAUGCACCCUGACAGUAAACUGGCCAGCCAUGGAAAGACAGGCGGCGGCGGCGGCGGCGGCCAGCUCCAGCUCCACAACGUGAGCCAGAGCCCCGCCUGCGGCCUGAGUGCGAAGGGCCUGGGGGCAGGGGCCCAUGGCGGCGGCGGCAGCAAGGCCAGCCAGCCUGCCCCCGGUGGCUCGGGGCUGAAGAACAGCCAGGCCCCCGUCCCCACCUUUGGGGCCCUGAAGGGCAAAGUCAAGCGGGAGCAGAGUGUCUCUGGGGACUCCGGAGAGCGGCGGGAAGCCGGCGCUGCUGCUGCCGCCGCCGCCGCCACCUCCCUGGACAAGGAGCUGAAAGGUGAGGUGGCCCCUCGCAGCAAGCGGCGCUGCGUGCUGGAGCGGAAGCAGCCCUACAGUGGCGACGAAUGGUGCUCCGGGCCCGACAGUGAGGAGGAUGACAAGCCCCUCGGCAGCACCCACAACUGUAACGCAGCAGAGUCGGCGAUGACCGCGGCCUCGCAGCUGGGCCCGGGACCCAAUCCGCUGCCAGCCCUGAGUGAGAGCAACGCCUCCAGCACGCCCCACGGCACGGCCCCCGGCUUGAGGCCGGAUGCUGGCAGCGGGGGCGGGAAGCAGCCCUUGCAGUUCGUCUAUGUCUUCACCACCCACCUCGCCAACACGGCCGCCGAGGCUGUCCUACAGGGCCGCGCGGACUCGAUCCUGGGCUACCACCAGCAGCAUGUGCCCCGGGCCAAGCUGGACCAGGCACCCGUCCCGAAGCUGCAGGCCGCUCCCGAGCCGCUCCCGGUUGCCCCGUCUCCCGCCAGCACCCCGCAGUCUCAGGCCGCCGUGCCUCCCAGCAGCCAGGCCCAGGGCCAGCCCCCACCUCCUGCCCUGCCCUCCCAGCCCCCGGCAGCCCCACCGCUGAGUCUGGGCCAGGGGCCGCCGCCGCCGCCGCCGCCCGUGAAUGCCCUCCCCCAGGAGGGGGCUCCCGAAGACCCCCGCCGGGACUUGACGCCCAACUCGGUGGGCAACGGCAGCAGCAGCACCGCCCCCAGCGGCACCCACCCCAGCACGCCCACCGCCCCCAGCUCCCUGUCUGCCAGCACUGCCGAGGGCUUGCUGGGGGAAGCCGCCGGCUCGGGGCCCCCCUCGGCAGGGAAUGGCCCCCGCAACCCCCUCAACACGGAGGGCCUCUCCAAGGAGCAGCUGGAACACCGGGAGAGGUCGCUGCAGACGCUGCGAGACAUUGAGCGCCUCCUGCUGCGCAGCAGCGAGGCCGAGCCCUUCCUCAAGGCGGGCGAGGGGGGCGCCCUGCCUCCCGCCCAGGCCCCGCCUCCCCCCCAGGCCGCCCAGGCCCCGCCUCCCCCCGGGGCGGGCCUGAAGAAGUACGAGGAGCCCCUGCAGUCCAUGAUCUCCCAGACCCAGAGCCUGGGGGGGCCCGGCCUGGAGCAGGAGGGGCCGGUGCCCCCGGGGCUGGACGUGGGCCAGCAGAUGAACCUGAUGAUGCAGCGGCUGGGGCAGGACAGCCUGACGCCCGAGCAGGUGGCCUGGCGCAAGCUGCAGGAGGAGUACUACGAGGAGAAGCGCCGCAAGGAGGAGCAGGUCGGCAUGCACGGGGCGCGGCCCCUGCCGGACAUGAUGCUGCCCCAGCCCCUGGGGGGCAUGAUGCUGCGCGGGCCCCCGCCCCCCUACCACAGCAAGCCCGGCGAGCAGUGGCUGCUGCGGGGAGUGCCCAUGGAGCCCCUGCAGGAGCCCCUGCAGCUGCGGCCAGCCUUCUCGGGGCCCCGCUUCCCCGGGAACCAGCUGCCGCGGGGCUUUGCGGGGAUGCAGAACCUGCCCCUGGAGACGCUGGGCCCCAUGAGCUCCAUGCAGCGCCCCGGGCGGCCCGGCAUGGCCUGGAGCGAGGACAUGCCCCUGGGGGGCCCGGGCAACUUUGCCCCGGGGAACCUGCCCUACCCGCCGGGGCCGGGCGAGGCGGAGCGCUUCCUGACGCCGCGCGCCCGCGAAGAGAUCUUGCGGCAGCAGCAGCAGCUGCUGGAGAAGCGCCAGGCGGGGCUGCAGCGGCCCCUGGGCGUGGAGAUGGAGCGCGUGAUGCAGGCCCACCGGCAGAUGGAGCCGGCCAUGUUCGCGGGCGAAGGGCUGGGCAUGGAGUUUGCCGGCUCGCGGGCCAUGAUGAGCCCGCCGCUGCGGGAGAUGGAGCCGGCCCUGGGCCCCGGCAACCUCAACAUGAACAUGAACGUCAACAUGAACAUGAACAUGAACUUGAAUGUGCAGAUGACCCCCCAGCAGCAGCAGCAGCUGCUGAUGUCGCAGAAGAUGCGUGGCCCCGAGUUGCUGCCCGCCGAGGAAAUGGCCCGGGCACGUGCCCCCAACGGCACGGGGGCGAUGAUGAGCGGCGGCCCCCCCAAAAUGAUGAUGGGCUCCCCCUUCUCCAACCAGGGGCAGCAGAGCUUCCCGGCGGUGCAGGGCCCCUACCCGGCUGUGCCCCAGGAGAUGGGCAGCGCGCCCGACAUGUUUGGCUCGGAGCAGGGCGGCCUGGGCAGCACGACCCGCCUCAGCCACAUCCCUCUGCCCCCCACCACCAACGCGCCCCCCACCAGCCUGCACCAGGCGCCCGCACGGGGCCUGGGCCGCCGCCCUUCGGACCUGGCCCUCAACAUGGGGCAGAUGAACUCGCCCAGCGUGGGCUGCCUCAAGUCCCCGACCCUCAGCCAAGUCCACUCUCCGCUGGGCACCUCUCCUUCGGCCAACCUCAAGUCCCCACAGACGCCGUCGUCCGCCCUGGUCAGCCUGCCAGCCCCCAGCGCCCCCCUCAAAUCUCCUCAAGUCCUCAGCUCUGUGCUCAGCGUCCGCUCCCCCACCAGCUCCCCCGGCCACCUCAAGUCCCCGAGCAUGGCAGUGUCCUCUCCGGGCUGGGUGCCGUCCCCCAAAAACGCCCUUUCCAGCCCUGGGAUUGGCCAGAACAAGCCCGCCCUUGGAAUGAGCAACUCUGCACCCCUGGGCAGCCUUGAGCAAGAUCCACCCCCGUCCCAGAACCCUCUGUCGCUCAUGAUGUCCCAGAUGUCCAAGUACGCCAUGCCCAGCUCCACCCCUCUCUACCACAACGCCAUCAAGACCAUCGCCACGUCCGACGAUGAGCUGCUCCCCGACCGGCCGCUGCUGCCCUCUGGCGCCAUGCCGGGCAUGGGAGGGGCCCAGCCCAGCCAGAUGGCCAUGAACUCCCUGGGCCCGGCUCCUGCGCAGAGCCCCAUGGGCAUGGCCCUUCCUGGACAGCAGCCGCUCUCCCACGAGCCGCCGGCCCCCACCCUGUCCUCGCCAGGCCCCCUGGGCGCCAGCAUGCCCAUGCACAGCGGCGCCCCGCCCCAGAAUCCGAUGCUGCUGCCCCCCGGGCCCCAAGACUCCCUCGGCCAGCCCUGCGGCCCUCCUGGCCAGCUGGUGUUCCCGCCGCGCCUCCAGCAGCCCCCGGCCAACGGCGGUGGCGGCGGCAUGCCCAUGGCUCCAGGAGGAGGCGCCAGUGGGCCGGGGGGGCCUCCCCACUACCCGCCUGGCCUGGGCCUGCCUCCGGAAGAGCUGCCUCCCUCGCAGCCCGGCCAGCAGCAGCAGCAGCAGCAGCAAGCGCCUCCCCCGCCUCCGCAGCAGCAGCAGCAGCAGCAGCGCCUGGCCGGCCGGCUGCCCGAGUCCUACCCCUCGGUGGCUUCGGUGCUCAGCGACCCGGAGCUGAGCGACGUCAUCCGCCCCACGCCCACCGGCAUCCCGGAGUUCGACCUCUCGCGCAUCAUCCCGUCCGAGAAGCCCAGCAGCACCCUGCAGUACUUCCCCAAAGGCGAGGGGCAGCAGCUGCCCAAGGCCCAGCCGCCCUCCAACCUGCACCUCAUGAACCUGCAGAACAUGAUGGCGGAGCAGGCCCCGGCCCGGCCCGGCCCCCAGGGCAUGCAGCGCGCCAUGGCCAUGUGCCACCCCGGACAGGUGCCCGUGCUGGGCAGGACAGGCCUGGCGCCCCAGCAGGCCAUGAUGGGCAACAGCCUGCACCAGGGCAUGAUGCUGCCGCCGCCGCCCCAGCAGCAGAGCCUCCUGGCCCAGCAGAACUUCCUGCUGAUGCAGGCCAAGCAGCGCAGCCUGUCGGUCUCGGGCGAGGGGUACGCCCAGCCGGCCCACCUGCUGGCCAGCCAGGGCUCCCUCAUGGGCCCCCCGGGGCCCCAGCAGAGCCUCAUGGGGCCCCACGCCCUGCGCCAGCGCAGCGUCUCCCUGGACAGCCAGAUGAGCUACGGCCCCGGACCCAGCAGCAUGGCCAACCUGCCCUUCUGAGGGGCGGGGGGGGGCAGGGGGGGCGGCACAGAGUUUGGUUUGGAUUCUUCCUCUGAGUGUGAAUUUCUUUUUCUUUCUUUCUCUCCCCCCCCCACUUUUUUUUUUAAAUAAAGAAGCAACCAAAAUGUGCAAGAGGGUUUGGAAAAGCUGUAAAUAGGGUUAGGGGGAAGCCACAGCAAGUGCUUGCUGGCUUGCAAUUGUUUGUAUUUCUGUGUUUUAAUAGAAGCCUCAAUACCUGUCUUGAAGGAGAGAGAGGGAGGAGACAGACAACAGCCCAUUGGCAAGAUGCAGUGCGGUGUGGGCUGCCGGGUGCCCGGGCGUGCCUCAGGCCUCUCUGCCAGGUGCCUGCAGCUGGGGGUUGGGGUCGCGCUUUGGGCACCCCUGAUGGAGCAGCCUCUGCCCUGCCCCGAUGGCUGGUGGCUUCACGAGGGGCAGGGAUCUCUCGGCUUGCCUGGUCUCUUGGCCCAGCAAGGGCUGUUGCCAACCAGCCACGUGGUGGGUGCAGGAGGGUCUCUGCCGAGAUGGCCCGGAAUCGCACACACGCACACACACACACACACCCUCCCCCUUGUCCGGGUCUGCCAGGACCUUAAGAAGUCCCCAAGGAGGCCAGGAGCAGCUUGGGCAGCCCGGCUCCCUUCCCCAGGCAGUGGGCACCCUCUUCUUCAUGCCUCCCUGCUGGCAUCCCUGAGAGGUGGGUGGGGAAGUGCCACCUCUGGGCCCUCUGCUUUUGACGGGCUGCAGUUGCCACCCACACAAUCUCACAAGCUGAGCAGAUCCGUGCCUUCCUCCCCCCCACCCCAUCUCCGCCUUUACUCCUGGGGAGUAGCAAGAGCAGAACUGGGCCAGCAGAUGGAUCCGGAAGCUUCUGGGCGGAGGUUGUCGCGAGGGUGACCCUGCCCUAGUUAAGAGAGCGCUGGCUUUGGCUUCCUGGGCCUGCAUUGGUUCCUUUUUAGGAACGGGCUUCCGGAACGGUUGGGCCAGGCUGAAGCCGACUUGGCCUGGAUGCUGAAGGUGUUUGUAGCAGGAGGGAGCGCUCUCCUUUUGCGUCCAAGGAUGAGCGGAGGGAAUCCACCUGCACUUCAUGGAUUGCACAGAAACGUUUCUUCCAGACAGGCCCAACUGUUAAACGCCCCCUCCGGAAACACACCCCUAACUGGGGGCUGGGGGUCAGCCUUGGGCUCCCCAGCACCUGCUCCCUCUCAGGGGGAAAUGGCUCAGGCUUUGGGGGGUCUCCUGGGUGCGUUGGUGCUCAGGCCAGAGAGUGCCCAGCCAAGAGGGACCCUUUGGAAUCCGGGAGGCUCCUGCGGCUUUUCAGCCCUGGCUUGCUGCCUUCCCUCGUGUCCUGGGGAUUCGGUUUCAGGGUCCUGGACCCCGGUAAUUUCCGCUGGUAGCCAUAAGCAGAAAACCCAAGUCUCAGAGAUGUGUUGGUGGUCGAGAGAAGCAGGGCCCCCGCUCGGGCCCCCGUGUCCCUGUAUGCUUUUGCCCAGUGCUUCAAGCCCCUCCGCCAGAAUUGCGCUUCCCCUGCCUGCCUGCCCUUUGCUGAAGGGAGGCGAGGGUUGUGCCGCAGGAGGCUUCAGGCCUUGCAGCGAAGGCACCAUUGCUGACUGUGGAGGGGCACGGCGUUGGCACCAUGCUUGUGGGAACCGUGGCUGACCCCUUGUGGGGCGGGAGGGGUGAAGGGUUGCCAGUGAAGUCACCACGGCUGGUGCCAUUUCCAUCUCCAGUGGGCCCUCGAAUGGUCCUUUCCCUACCCCGAGUAAGGGUUGCACGGAGUGAAGCAAGAAGCGGGUGUCGUCUUUCUCACACACACACACCCAGCAGUGAGGAAUCGGGGGGGGGGGCUACUACACUGCAAUGCAAGUGGCGAGGGGGGGGUUUCAAUAUGCCUCUGCUCAGUAAUGGGGUACAGUGGUGAAGAGGGGGACCUUGGUUGUCCUGGAAAUAAAAGGGAACUCUUCCCGCCUGGGGUGGCCGUGUCCCUCUGUGGCCGGCACACCUGGGAAGGAAGCCUCUGGCCGCCUCACCAGCACGGUGGCCCUGCAGCCCCCUCUCCCCCCCCCCCCCCGCCGGCGCUGUGAACGUCUCGUGGCUUGUGCUUCCUGGCUGGGCUCUCCACUGUGGGGUGUCCGCUGAAGCUGCCCGGUGAGUGGGCCUGUCUCGCCCCAGCCAGCCCGUCCGUCUCUCCGGCUUAGGGAGAACCAUUUCAAGCCAUCUCAAAUGCUGCCCUGAGUGAUGGUGAUGGGGACCGGCCUGCUCUCUGUCAUCCCCUGGGCGGGGGGCGGGGGGGGGCUGCCACCCAUGCAUUUUGUACCAUUCUAUAAAUAUAUAUAUAUAUAAAUAUAAAUAUAUAAAUACAAUAUGUGAAGACAUCUUAUUGGUUUUUAUUUUGAAAUGAUUUCUAGGCUUGUUUUUGGGUAUCUGUGCUGCCUGUAACGUAUUGAUUGACCUGUUUUAUAGGUGCCUUUUUAUUAAAAAGAGACAUUUCAA
Molecule: messenger RNA, 7439 nt
Organism: Hemicordylus capensis (graceful crag lizard)
Lineage: Eukaryota; Metazoa; Chordata; Lepidosauria; Squamata; Cordylidae
Gene: BCL9L
Product: BCL9 like
Exons: 8
Coding region: 663-4949 (1428 amino acids)
Biological process (GO): negative regulation of transforming growth factor beta receptor signaling pathway; canonical Wnt signaling pathway; positive regulation of transcription by RNA polymerase II
Cellular component (GO): beta-catenin-TCF complex
Molecular function (GO): transcription coactivator activity; beta-catenin binding
Source: RefSeq, a predicted model, not a curated record